AUGGCCGCGCCUGUCGCCGCAGACAGCGACCUCAUUAAUUUCGACAUUAUAGAAACCCACAAGGAAAACAUCCAGUCCCUACCUGGCGGCCGAUCCGUUAAGCAACUCGCCUCGAUACUAUCACCUCUUCCCUCCUCCAGGUCAUUAAGCGGCGCAUGUACCUCGCCGACAUUGGAAGAGACAAAAACACUCAACGACGCCAUCCGACAAGAAUAUGAAAUCGAACUCCAAUCAAUAGCAGAUUCCGAUGACCCUCUUGACAUCUAUGACCGAUAUGUCAAAUGGACCCUCAAUGCAUACCCAUCAGCUCAAGCAACACCUCAGUCUCAGCUCCUCCCGCUGCUCGAGCGGGCCACAAAGACCUUCCUCACCUCAACCCACUACAAAAAUGAUCCACGAUACCUGAAAUUAUGGCUGCAUUAUAUCCGUCUAUUCUCAGACACGCCACGGGAGACCUUUGCGUUUCUCGCCCGACAUGGUAUUGGCGAGGGACUCGGACUGUUCUAUGAAGAGUUUGCGGCAUGGUUAGAGGCCGCGGGGAGAUGGGUACAAGCGGACGAAGUAUACCAGCUGGGCAUUGAGCGGGAGGCCAGACCCACGGAAAGACUGACGCGGAAGUACGCUCAGUUCCAACGAAGAUUCGAUGCCAGGCCACAAGUCGACGAUGAGCCCAGCUCUCCUGCCCUGCCCACUGUUCGACCCGCUCUCGCGGCGAAGAUUGAUCCCUUUGCCUCCGCCCAUGUUGGUGACGAUCCACAAGCAGCUCGCCAGCGGAAUGGGUUAGGUGGUAGCUCCGCACCCGCGUCGCGCUCGGGCAAACCCAAGAUGGCCAUCUUUUCAGACGCCGAUAAUGCUCAGCAGCAGCCAUUGCCUGCAAACAACACAAAAGGAUGGGACAGUAUUGGAUCAGUGAAGGAACGCAAGAAAGAGAACACCAUUGAAGCUCGAUCAUGGGCGGGAGAGAAGUUGAAGGCCGGAGGCAGAGUUGGAUCGGUGCCCAAGAUGGAGAUAUUCAAGGAUCCGGCAUCACGAGCACAUGGGCAAUCCAAGCGAUCCUCACCAACCCAAGACUCGCUGCAACCGCACCAAGUUGUCAAUCCACGCACUGGUCGAGCUGAAAGGGUCUUCGUGGCCCUUGAAGUUAUCUACCCUGCUGACACGGAUCUGGAAUUCAGCUUCGAAGAACUUCGAGCCAUGUCUCGAGGCUGGGCUCAAAAGGAUUGGAGGCAGCGAGAAGAACCAACUCAGUUGAAGCCGACUGCCGCCAACGCCGCCACAAAUGCGAGGUCGAAGAUCAUCAAGUCUCGGGAGCCCGAGGAUAUUGAGAAUCUCACACACUCGUUCGCCGAUAAAGUCGACCUGAACAGCGGUGAGAGCUCGACCCUCGGUGUCCACGAUGUGUCGACCCAAUCCAUGGUCGGCAUGCCAGAGUCAGAUCCUCGAUCAGCAAGCAAGCCGCCGAAACAGAAGGAAAAGAAGCUGAAGAUUAGAGAAGUCAAACAGGAGACGCAGACAGUCAAGACCCGACUGGAAUCACCCACCGGCAAGAAGUUGAAGCGCAAAAAUGGCCCACAGGAGCCAACCAUGACUUUUCAUUCCAAGGCUGCCACGAACGAGAUAUACGACAUGUUCAACCAGCCACUCCGUAAAUCUGCAACGGCCAGGGAUGAUACGCAAAGUGGCGAUGAUACCGAUUUCACCGAGGGCGAAGUAGAUGAUGGGUACAGCACUGCAGGUGACGCCGAGAGCACGGUAACUGGUCAAGUGUCGGCACCCGGUAGUGAAUUCGGUGACUAUACAUUGGCGUCGACCAGACAAAAUCACUCACAGAGUCAAAGUCAGUCUGAAAGUGUCUCUCCUUGGUCCGACUUCACCACCAGCAAACACGUGCCUCCUCUUGAUCCAGCACGUGUCAAGGACAAAGCAUCCUCAGGUAAGAAUCACAGGAGAGUCAAACACAAAGACCGGUUGGAGGACAUGACAGAGAGCAUGGACUCGUCCAACCAAGACCAGACACAGACCUCUGGUUUUGGGGCGUAUGACACUCAAGCGAUUGCUGCCAUUGCUGAGGGCAAUUUUGACGACCUAGACACCAAGGCUAUUGCCAUGAUAGCCGGCGAUUUCGAUGAGGGUGCGGCAGACGCUGGAGAAGACGAGCCCGAACAAGACGUCACCGUCGCCACGUCCACGGACCAGGUCGCACUGACAGAAGACAAGGGGCAACAAGAGGAAGCGAACAACCACGCCGUCACUAACAAUGAGGCUCUGGCUACCCCGACUGACGACGAGUUUGAACACCGCGAGAUCUCCCAUAAACCUCGUUUCAUCCCUCUUCCACCUGUCGACUAUGAGCCGACCCCAAUCCGACCUUACCGUGACCCGGCGAUGCUGGCGCAGAACAAGAUGCCAUUCAUGACACCAAUUGCGGAGCGAACUGAAUCUUCACUUGCUCCAUCGACUGUGUUCAAUGUCCCCGGAUAUUUCGAUUCCAAGACCCCGAGCAGGUCCCAAUAUGAGAGCCCGUCAAAGUUUGGGAUGGAGAAUCUUCUCCUGAGCAGUCCACAACAGCAAAUUGCGACGCCAUCGUCUGGCUCCGGGAAGAGAAAAUUUGGCGAGACAGGCGCGACUGAGGAUGAGCUCAUCACUUCCUCGCCGCAGAAGAAGGGGCCAAGCAAGAAGACCGACCCCAACACCUCGCCGAUAUCUGUCUCCAAAGGGAACGACGACGUCUUCAAGACUCCUGCUUUGCCAUCAAAGCCCGUUGCCAGAUCGCCACUGACGAAAAUUCACGAAGGACCCAUCAUUGCAGACUUGCAAUGUAAUCCGUGCGACGAUGCUGUGCGAAACCAGAUCCUCGGCUCAAUGUCUCCAUCGCUGGCCACGCAGAAGGGAUAUUACGAUCAUUCGAGCACCACUUUUGGCCGCUAUCCCGCCCUGAAGUCUUACGCUGAGAAGCAGGCAAAGAGCAAGGCUAAGUUCAGUCCAAGAAAGAGUCAGAACGACAAAGUCCCCAGUAAAGCGGUUCCUCCGGUCCUCAAAUUCGGCGAAACAACUCGGGUGUACGCAGUCAAGCGAGAACUGGGCGAAGGGGCAUUUGCGCCGGUGUAUCUGGUCGAUAGUUACGACCCGGCUGAGAAUGAAGAGGCAGACGAGAACGACAAGGAGAACAAGAGCCCACCGUCGUCUCAACUUGCUGAUACGGGUCGUCAACCACUGGAAGCUCUCAAGACCGAGUCUCCUCCCGGCACGUUAGUCUGGGAAUUCCACAUCGUCCGUCUGAUCAAACAGCGCCUCGGCUCUGCAGCGCGAAGCAUGCAAUCCAUCAUCCUCGCUCACGAAUGCCAUCUGUACCGCGAUGAAGCUUACCUUGUCCUCUCGUACAGUCCGCAAGGGACGUUGCUCGACUUGGUCAAUCUGGCGCGUGCCGAGAACGUCAAAGCCGGCAAGCCCGCCGAAGGGUUAGACGAAGUGUUGGCCAUGUGGUUGAGCGUCGAGCUGCUGCGGACGUUGGAGGAUCUCCAUCGGGUGGGAAUCCUCCAUGGCGACCUCAAGGGCGACAAUUGCCUUGUGCGCUUCGAUACCUCCCUAGAUCUGACGGCGCCGUUCGAUCCGGAGGGAAACUACGGGUGGCAAUCUCGGGGGCUGAAGUUGAUUGACUUUGGCCGCGGUAUUGAUACCCGUAUGUUCAAGCCCAAAGCACAAUUCAUCGCCGACUGGCCCUCUUGUCCUCAAGACUGUACCGAAAUCCGCGAAUGUCGACCCUGGAAGUGGCAGAUUGACUAUCACGGGGCUGCGGGGGUGAUUCACUCCUUGCUAUUUGGCAAAUACAUCGAGACGGUCCCAGCUGGUGGCAAUGCGGUGGCCGGUCCAGGUCAAAAGAAGGAAUGGAAACUCAAGGAGAACCUCAAGCGGUAUUGGGAGAAGGAUGUUUGGGGAGACGUGUUUGCGACCCUGCUUAACCCAGGCUGCGUGGCGGAUGGGGAAGAGAUGCCGAUCCAGGGCAAUUUGAAGAGAGUGCGGACAAUGAUGGAGAAGUGGCUUGUGGAUGAGGGCGAGCGAGGUGGUCGGGAUCUGAGGGCGAGCUUGAGACGGAUGGAGCGGUUGAUUUGCGUGAAGUAG
Messenger RNA from Fonsecaea multimorphosa CBS 102226, 4119 nucleotides. RefSeq lists its product as uncharacterized. Gene Ontology annotation, biological process: meiotic sister chromatid cohesion, centromeric; protein phosphorylation; mitotic spindle assembly checkpoint signaling. The coding region runs from base 1 to 4119 and encodes 1372 amino acids. The transcript is spliced from 2 exons. The record is from RefSeq and is a predicted model, not a curated record. Gene Ontology annotation, molecular function: protein kinase activity; ATP binding. NCBI's taxonomy places the organism in Eukaryota, Fungi, Ascomycota, Eurotiomycetes, Chaetothyriales, Herpotrichiellaceae.